UAUCUGCCUGUUGUUUUAUUCGUUGCUGCCUCGACUUUGAUGCAUUCCCGGCGGCCGCAAAAUUUCAACGAGGGCCUAGAUGCCCGGGGUUGUGAGGAUGUGCCAGUGGCUGCGGCUGGAUAUGGAAUGCCAACAAGACCAUGGGACUGCACCGAUCCCUGGGCAUCCGAGAGCCGAUACCGGGCUCCAGUAGCUGGGCCGUGGGGGGAAAGGCAAGCGCCGGCGGUGGCAGCACCAGCCAGCGGUGUGGCGGCUGCUCCAGAAACAGCGGCUGGAUCCACUGGCGAGUAUUUAUAGUCAAGUUACCGGCAUCUCCAGCUCCAGGCAGCGUUGGGGCCCUGGAAACAAACGCUGGUAUCAGAGCAUGGAGCCCAGGGCCAUGGCACGGCAAGCCUCUGUCACUGAACCUGCCAACACAGAAUCAGUUAAAUAGAUUUGCAGGGUUUGGUGUUGGCCUCGCAAGUCUCUUCACAGAAAAUGUGUUGGCUCAUCCCUGUAUUGUUUUUCGGCGUCAGUGCCAGGUCAAUUAUCAUGCAAAAAGUUAUCAUCUUACUCCUUUCACUGUUGUAAAUAUUAUGUAUCAUUUCAGCAAAACUCAGGGAAUAAAAGGAUUAUGGAAAGGGAUGGGAAGCACAUUUAUUGUUCAAGGAAUAGCAUUGGGUACUGAAGGCAUCAUCAGUGAAUUUACACCACUUCCCAGAGAGGUUUCCCAUAAAUGGAGUCCGAAACAAAUAGCUGGUCAUCUUGUACUGAAAGGGCUGACCUGCGUAGUGGCAUUGCCUUUUUACUCGGCUAGUUUAAUUGAGACUGUGCAGAGUGAAAUCAUAAGAGACAAUCCAGGAAUACUGGAUUGUGUGAAAGAAGGUAUAUGUAGACUGGUGGGAAUGGGUGUCCCUCAUAGCAAACGCCUGCUUCCACUAGGAGUUCUAGUCUUUCCAACCGUCUUGCAUGGUGUGCUCCAUUACAUCAUCAGUGCCAUCAUCCAGAAAUUUAUUCUGUUUCUUCUUCAGAAAAAGACACUACAUCAGCACCCAGCUGAUGCUUGUAAUUCUGUACAAACUGUGCUGGAUGCUUACUACCCUGAACUUAUUGCUAGUUUUGUUGCAAAUCUUUGUGCUGACAUUUUGGUUUACCCAUUAGAAACAGUGCUUCACCGCCUACAUAUUCAAGGAACCCGGACCAUCAUUGACAACACAGACCUUGGGUUUGAAGUGCUUCCUAUAAACACACAGUAUGAAGGAAUGAGGGACUGCAUUAAUGUAAUCCAGAAAGAAGAAGGCAUCUUUGGUUUCUAUAAAGGCUUUGGAGCAGUUAUAGUACAGUACACAUUGCAUGCUGCUGUGCUACAGAUUACUAAAAUGAUAUAUUCUACAUUGUUGCAAAAUACAACCUAAUCAAGGAGUUUAAAUGUCACUAUACAGUAAGUAACCCAUAGUCCAAGUUAUGAAUUUCUGUAGCGCAUGUUAGAAGCACUGAAAUCAAAUGCACUCAGUUGCUAAACUUAAAUUAUUAACUUGGUGGACACUUGUUUUAAAAAUCAAAAUAAAUGUUUGUGAAAUUGUAAA
This is a messenger RNA of Rhincodon typus (whale shark), 1565 nucleotides long. RefSeq names its product solute carrier family 25 member 46 (gene slc25a46). The coding region runs from base 141 to 1394 and encodes 417 amino acids. Gene Ontology annotation, biological process: mitochondrial fission; axon development; mitochondrial membrane fission. Gene Ontology annotation, cellular component: mitochondrial outer membrane. The transcript is spliced from 8 exons. Lineage: Eukaryota; Metazoa; Chordata; Chondrichthyes; Orectolobiformes; Rhincodontidae. The record is from RefSeq and is a predicted model, not a curated record.